This is a messenger RNA of Arachis duranensis, 1160 nucleotides long. RefSeq names its product ATP-dependent DNA helicase DDM1-like. The coding region runs from base 417 to 887 and encodes 156 amino acids. Gene Ontology annotation, cellular component: nucleus. The transcript is spliced from 4 exons. Lineage: Eukaryota; Viridiplantae; Streptophyta; Magnoliopsida; Fabales; Fabaceae. Gene Ontology annotation, molecular function: ATP-dependent activity, acting on DNA; DNA binding. The record is from RefSeq and is a predicted model, not a curated record.
UUGAAAUUGAAGAAGCUUGCAAAGAGGUGGUAGUUAUCAAAAAAGAGCACAAGCUAGUGGAGCUUGCAAAUUCAUUAGAAACACCUCCCCCUAAGUUCACUACAAGAGAGGCGGAGAAUAACGGCAAAAAAUUACCAGCCUUUUACUCAACCGCCGCAAAUUUCAGGGAUACCAGCGAUUGAUUUUCAUGUGCCGCUAAUCGGGAUCUUUAUCAUCAUUUAUCCUCUUUCUCUUUUAUCUUAUAACUAAUAAUUCCCCUAAAGCUGCAGAAACCAGCGAACUAAGAUUGGUAGCGCGCGAAGCCCUAACGUUGCUGCUCCACUGUGCGCCACUGCUGCCCAGCUAUCCUCCUCUCUCUGGCGUCGACCUUUCGCCUCUCCUCUAUAGUACGUGAAACCCCUACUCCCUCCUCCUCCAUGGUGCACGAAAUCCCUAAUCUUUGCUCCACCCUGCGCCUCUAUGGGGUUGUGGAGUUGUGCGGCUGCCAUCCGUCCUUCUCUUCCCGGCGUCGACCUUUUGGCUCUCCUCCACAGUGCGCGAAACCCCUGCUUCCUCCUCCACGCUAUUUGUCAUCAAUUAAGAGUGUGCUCCAUAUAUUGUUACAUACUUACAUACAUGAGAAAGUCCAGAGAGAACAGAACACAACACAGCUACAAAUUUGGAUUGCAAUUUGUUCAGGACGUGGAAUAAAUUCGCUUAGUAAUUUGGUUAUUCAACUUAGGGAAGUCUGUAACCAUCCUAACCUCUUAGAGUCUGCCUUUGAUGGUUCAUGGCUUUAUCCUCCUGUAAAUGAGAUAGUUGAACAAUGUGAAAAAUUUUGUUUGCUUGAACGGCUGUUGAAAAGGUUAUUUGCAAAGAAACACAAAGUAUGUUCACCAAUUAUGUGAUUGUUUCUCAAUACAUUAUUUUAUUUUCUCCAAGCUGUUAUGGUUAUUUGUGUUUGCCAAUUGCUUUUAGGUUUUGAUAUUCAGUCAGUGGACCAAAGUGUUAGACAUACUAGAUUACUAUUUUAGUGAGAAAGGCUUUGAAGUUUGUGAAAUUGAUGGUAGUGUUAGACAUACUGCAUUAGCAUGAGCCGUUAAUCUAGAUUUAUUUGUUGCUCUUGUUAUAAGUUUUAUAUACUUAUUUAGAUUUUUAAUCCAAUAAUCUAGAUUUAUUUA